AUGGGUUCCUACACCUUAUUCUCUUCCAUUCUCUAUUUUUUCCUCCUAGCUACAUUGGUCACAUCUUCUCCAUUCCUAUCAUAUGACAUAUUUGAUUCUGGUGCAUCCACUAGUCGUUCCCUCUUACAAGCUAAGAAUGCUUGCACACUUGAUUUUGAGAGCAAGAACUUCACAAUCCUAACAAGUCAAUGUAAAGGACCACAAUACCCUGCAAAGAUUUGUUGUGAUGCAUUGAAACAAUUUGCUUGUCCAUUUGCUGACAACAUCAAUGACUUGUCAACUGAUUGUGCUGAAGUUAUGUUUAGUUACAUAAAUCUUUAUGGAAAAUAUCCACCUGGAUUAUUCGCUAAUGAGUGCAAAGAAGGAAAUUUAGGGCUUGAAUGUUCAGAUGUUAAGAAUACUACUACUUCUAGUAGUGUUCUUGUGGCUGCUCCCCACUCUAUGAAGAUGGUUUCAAUUAUUGGUUUUGUUGGAUUUGUUUUCCAUUUGUUUUGA
Molecule: messenger RNA, 495 nt
Organism: Lathyrus sativus (Indian pea)
Lineage: Eukaryota; Viridiplantae; Streptophyta; Magnoliopsida; Fabales; Fabaceae
Source: the annotation of a GenBank genome assembly